GUGCCACGGAUUGGUCCCGGCCGCGAGCUCUGCUGUGUGGAGCGCGCCGGGUCCCGGAGCCGGCGGCCAGAGGGAUGGACGAGACGAGCCCACUAGUGUCCCCCAAGCGGGCCCAACCCCCGGAGUACACCUUCCCAUCGGGCUCGGGAACUCACUUUCCGCAGGUACCAGGGGGCGCGGUCCGCGUGGCUGCGGCAGCCGGCUCGGGCCCCUCUCCGCCAGUCUCGCCGGGCCACGACCGGGAGCGGCAGCCACUGCUGGACCGGGCCCGGGGUGCGGCGGCCCAGGGCCAGACUCAUACAGUGGCGGCGCAGGCCCAAGCUCUGGCUGCCCAGGCCGCGGUUGCGGCGCACGCAGCGCAGGCCCACCGAGAGCGGAACGAGUUCCCGGAGGACCCCGAGUUCGAGGCGGUGGUGCGGCAGGCCGAGGUGGCCAUCGAGCGGGGCAUCUGCCCUGAGCGCAUCUACCAGGGCUCCAGCGGAAGCUACUUCGUCAAGGACCCUCAGGGGAGGAUCAUUGCUGUCUUCAAACCCAAGAAUGAAGAGCCAUAUGGGCAUCUUAAUCCUAAGUGGACCAAAUGGCUGCAGAAGUUGUGCUGUCCCUGCUGCUUUGGCCGUGACUGCCUUGUCCUCAACCAGGGAUAUCUCUCAGAGGCAGGGGCCAGCCUGGUGGACCAAAAACUGGAACUCAACAUUGUACCCCGUACAAAGGUAGUAUACCUGGCCAGUGAAACCUUCAACUAUAGUGCCAUUGACCGAGUGAAGUCCAGGGGCAAGCGACUUGCGCUACAGAAAGUGCCAAAAGUUGGACAGCGGUUUAACCGCAUUGGGCUACCACCAAAGGUUGGUUCAUUCCAGCUCUUUGUUGAAGGCUACAAAGAUGCAGACUACUGGCUGCGGCGUUUUGAAGCAGAACCUCUCCCUGAGAACACUAACCGGCAACUACUGCUGCAGUUUGAGCGCUUAGUGGUGCUGGAUUACAUUAUCCGCAACACUGAUCGAGGCAAUGACAACUGGCUGAUUAAAUAUGACUAUCCAAUGGAUAGUUCUGGCUCUCGGGAUACAGACUGGGUGGUGGUAAAGGAACCUGUUAUCAAGGUGGCGGCCAUAGACAAUGGGCUGGCUUUCCCACUGAAGCAUCCUGACUCUUGGAGGGCAUAUCCCUUUUACUGGGCCUGGUUGCCCCAGGCAAAAGUCCCAUUCUCUCAGGAGAUCAAAGAUCUGAUUCUUCCAAAGAUAUCAGACCCUAACUUUGUCAAAGACUUGGAGGAGGACCUAUAUGAACUCUUCAAGAAAGAUCCUGGUUUUGAUAGGGGCCAGUUCCAUAAGCAGAUUGCUGUCAUGCGGGGACAGAUCCUAAAUCUGACCCAGGCCCUGAAAGACAACAAGAGUCCUCUGCACCUCGUCCAGAUGCCACCUGUGAUUGUUGAGACUGCCCGAUCCCACCAGCGGUCUGCUAGCGAGUCCUACACACAGAGCUUUCAGAGUCGGAAGCCCUUCUUCUCAUGGUGGUAGCCCUAGAGGCAGGCAGAGGAAAUGCUGUGUGAGACAUGGGCUGGGAGGAAGCCUGGGAGCUGGGUACAAGGAAGCCAGAGAAGCCUGUGGAGAGCAGCCUUUACCAGUCCUCCCUCUCUGCUCAAAGUCACCUCCUUCAGGGCUUUCUCACCCACAGGGAGAAGCACAAUCAAGGACCAGAGUACUCUUGGGCCCUUCUGAGGGGAGGCUGGAGUUCCAGGCCAGAAGUCCAGGUGGCUAGAAGGAGCACCUCCCUUCCAGCAUCUCCUGUGGCAGGCUGGGAAAGUCCCUACCUCCCUGACACCCUGCUCCUUUGUAAUUCCCUAUUAUAUUCUGCAUCAGAAAACGACAACAAAAACAAAUUUAAAUGCUUGUAGCAGAACCCAGAUCCUCUCAUGUCAUAAGCCUUUAAUCCAGACCUAAAUUUGCAUAGACCCAGACAUUCAGGUGCCUGGCAGUUGCUUACUCCAAUGAAACAAGGCUGUGUUACAGGGCCACUGGGUGGCUCCUAGUUUUGGGACAGACAGAAGCCACAGCUUCCUUUUGGGUUUUUGCCAAAUCUUUUCCUUCUCUUUCUACUGGCAGUAGGCUGGCUUCUUGUGGUGCGCAGGAUUUUGCUCUGCAGCUCUCAGUGAUUCUGCACAUGACCUACAGAACCUCUCUGCUCUCUGCCUGAUGCAGCUUGCCUGUUACUCAAGCAGAGGCAUGAGGGGCUACUCUUAGAAUUUCUGUUUUAAUAGAAAGUUGAUGUCCAGCACGUGAUUGUGAUCCAUAUGGCCUAGGUACACACUGGGAGCUGUAAGUGGCUAUGGGUGAAUUUUCCCAGUCUUGCUUCCUGAAUCUUUAGUGCCAGUCCUUCUCUAAUUUGUUGUUUUAAAUAUUUCCCCCUAGCUUUUUUGACUUAGGAGUUCUGUUCAGGUUGUAGAAUGGAUUGCUCUGGGGUGGUCUCAGCUCAUAAGAGGACAGGAUAUCAUCAGGUCCUUGGACUUCUUUAUGUGCUCCCACUGCUGCUUGUAUUGGCAACCAGACUUGCAUUCUGCCUCCUAAUUGGCAGUUUCCCUUUUCUCCCUGGCUUAUUAUCCUGGAUUUGUUUGUCCCUGGCUUCUUGAGAAAGGCAAGGCCCAAAGCAGAAAGGUCUUCAAACUGUCCCCCAGUGCCUGCCCAGCUCAGUGUGCAUCUUCUUGCUUUUAUGUGUCUUUUCCCCAGCUGCCCUGCUUGCCAGGUGUUCAAGCCCUUUCUACACCAAAGCAAAGAAUGGCCUCAGGAGGGAGUAAAAAGCUGUCACCUGUGGUGAGGGGCAGCUGUGUUCAUGUGCUAUGGACACUUUGUGGUUCUAGCACCCUGCGAUUGGUCAAUCAGCCUUGGAAAGAAAGUAUUUUGAAGGUUUGAAAAACAACCAAAGAAAGGGAGUGAGGACUAUGGCUGUGUGCACUCUGCUUGAACAGCUCCUACCAUCCAGGAUACAAAGCAAAGACAUGCAGCCCUCCUGUCAGUUGGGCUAGGCCACUUCCCAUCCCUUCCAGCCCCCCCAGGAACCAGCUUGUCCUGGGCUUCCACCAGCUGACAGGAAGGUCUCAGUGCUAGAUAUGCAUGCCCUGAGGACAAAGGCACCAUUCUCCUGCCUGCCCUGCCCUGACAAUCCCAUCUAGCCCACCUGGACUCUGGCUUUGGGAACCAGGUUUGAGAGAAUACCUGCCUCCUGACCACAGGAGCCAGCAGGGACCCAGUGUGGGUAGCCCUCUGCAGAAAAGACGUCUUCAUGCAAACAUGCUGGCAAGACUCCUUACCUGGGUGCCUGGGAGAGCCAGAGGCACCUGAAGAGGAGCCUGGUACUUUACCAGCUACAUCUGUACUGUCCUGCUUCAGACCAGCUCUGUAGUCGGGAGGAAAUUGGGUCCAAUGUAAAAGGGAGCCAGUCCCAGGUCUGGAAGGCAAGAGUGCAGGGCAUCCUUUCCUGGCCGGUCUCCUCUCUCCUUUGAAGCCUAUACUCAGGCUGCCUUGAAUGUGGACUUUGGGAGAGCUAGGGGCCUUGAGUGCCGGGGCAGGCUUCUGGUGGCACUCUCAGACGGCCUGUCUCUCUGCCAGGCAUAAGCCUGUCCCCCCAGAGGGAGUGGAGGCUGGGCUAUGAGUGCUGUUGCCCCCAUUAUCAUUCUUCUAAUGCACUGUAGAAAUUGUAUGUAAUGUAUUUAAAUCAAUGCAAAUGUAUGAAUAACAAAUCCAAUUCUGACCUUUUUUGUCCAGUUCUCUUUGGGGGAAGGAAGACAAAGAAGGUAGAAUGCAGUUUUAAGGACAAAGAAACCUAUGUUUCCAUGGAGUUGCAGAGACAUGGCUGCUGGGGCUCUUUUCCCCUAGUAGAGCUUCCUUACAGGUCUUUCACUUCCACAGUUCCAGUGCUUGGAAAACCAAAAGUAUUUUCAUGACUCAUUUCAAAACCUUACUGAGCCUAUAUUGAUAUGAUGCUAUUAUUAUUCAUAUGUAUCUCUUAGUGUGAA
Messenger RNA from Ictidomys tridecemlineatus (thirteen-lined ground squirrel), 4006 nucleotides. It is a transcript of the gene Pi4k2a, whose product is annotated as phosphatidylinositol 4-kinase type 2 alpha. The record is from RefSeq and is a predicted model, not a curated record. NCBI's taxonomy places the organism in Eukaryota, Metazoa, Chordata, Mammalia, Rodentia, Sciuridae. Gene Ontology annotation, cellular component: endosome; plasma membrane; trans-Golgi network. Gene Ontology annotation, biological process: endosome organization; Golgi organization; phosphatidylinositol phosphate biosynthetic process. Gene Ontology annotation, molecular function: 1-phosphatidylinositol 4-kinase activity.